GAACGCUGACGCUUACUGUAAUUAAAAAUCUGACGUACAAACAAAAACACGGAAAUCGCAGUGAAAGGGCGGUGCACAAGUGACAGUGUUUUGGCAAAAUGCCCGGGCAAGUUUUGAUUAUGUUUAGCAGUGCCUAGAAGGCAAAGUGCGCGACGCUGAAACGCAAGAAUCGCGAUCAACCGAAACGCGGAAAUCGAAAAGUGAAAAAAACCAAGUCGCAGACAGCGAACUUUGGACACAGACAAUCGCAACAAACACAGACGGAAAAACAAAGAAAAAGCGAAGAAAUGUCGGCGCAACGACUGAAUGCAGCGGAGCGGGAUCUGGAGAAGUUCAUCAAGUUCCUGGUCUUGAAGUCCACCCAGGUGGUGGUCCAAUCCCGGCUGGGCGAGAAGAUGCAGACGCAGUGCAAUCCACUGGCGGGCAGCGAUUGGUUCAACAUUGCCGUCCAGGAUCAUCCGGAGGUCCUGGACGAGACCAAGCGGGCCCUCAAUCUGAAGACCGGGGAGAGCAUCCUGCAGCGCCUGCCGCUGUGCGUGGAAAUCUCCCUGAAGACCGCCGAGGGCGACCAGAUGGUCCUUGAGGUGUGGUCGCUGGACCUAAUCCCACCCCAGAACGGCUCCUCCCCGGCCACAAACGACCUGAACCCCGAGGGUCAGACGCUGAAGGCAGCCCACGCCAUCUACAACCGCAUGGGCAUCAUGCUGAAGUCCCUCAUCUCGCUGACCCGCACCACGCCCGCCUACAAGUUGUCCCGUCGCCAGUGUCCCGACUCGUACGGCAUCUUCUACAGGAUCUACGUGGACAGGCCUCAGGUCCACACCCUGGGCGAGGGCCACAAGCACGUGAAGAUCGGCCAGCUCAGCACCAUUGUGGGCUCGUUGGUCAUGUCGGUGGCCUACCGCACCAAGUUGACUAUCUCGCCCACGGCAGCGCAGGCGGAGAGCAACACCAUCAUGCUGAAAUCGGACCACUUUAGGCCCGCCACAGAUGCCAGUUCACCGGUCAACCAGCAGCAGCUCCACAAUGGCAUUGCGUUGGUCAAGAAGCUGGGCUUAGGUGGUCUUAAUUCCGCCCAGAACCCAGCAGAUCGACGCUUCAUCGACAUCGAGAAGCCGCUGCGUCCGGGGGCCUUCACCGAUAUGGGCAAACUAAAGCAGUACACGGAGGAUGACUUUGUGCUGCCCGAAACACCGCCCUUCGAGUGGCUUCUACGUGGGCGCGGCUCUGUGGAGUCCCUCAACCGCCUGGAUAACAAUACAACCGCGAGUGUGCUCAGUAGCAAUAACAACAACAAUCCACAGGACAGUAAAUUCAACCAGAGCAGCAAUCUCAACAAUAACUCCACGGGCUUCAAGAGUUUUGAAAAGAACUCGGGCAACUCGGUGUCGCCCAUCAAGAGCCUGCUGAUCCCCGCCAGUGCCACAACCACGUAUCGUCACCAUUCGGAACCGGCGCUACAACCGCCGCCCGAUGAUGAUAAUCUGCUCAAGGAGCUGCACUUUCCCUUCGCCUCGCCCACGUCGCAUGUCAACGAUCUGGCCAAGUUCUACAGGGAAUGCUAUCAUGCGCCGCCGCUCAAGGGUCUCAAUGAGCUGCAGGCAGAGAUUUCCUCGGUUUGCUCGACCUCACCGGUAACCAAUGGCUCUGGCGGCGGAGCAGCAUGUGGUCCCACGGCAGCGGCAACGGCGAUUGCCACCAGUUCCGCCGAUGCCAGCGCCAUGGAUGACCUGUCCCGGCAGUUGGAGCAGUUCGAGACCUCGCUGGAGGACUACGACAAGCUGGUCUCGCAGUUCGGACUCACGGGCUCCUCGUCGACGGGCAGCCGCAGCAGCGGUGGCCUCCAAAUGAGCAACUGAGUUGGAUUAUACCCCCAGACGUGUCAUUAGUUAGACCUUAUUUAUAGAGGGGCGGUCAAGGAUAAACUGAAAGUGAAGAAAACUAUUUUAAGAGAACUGCAUGGAAAAGUAUAGGUCUGGUAGUUUAAUUGGUUACUGAAGAGUUAACAAUUAUUCUUUAAAAGAUAAGCAUUCAAAAUUUGUACAAAUAACAAAGUGGAAUAUUUAUCAUUUUCUACCUUAUCAUUAUAAUCAGUUAUUUUCCAUGAAAGUUUGUAAGAGAAAAACGAAUUUUAGACCUAAUAAUUCCCCUAAAGCCUUUCUUAAAAUUGUCCAAAGAUUGUCAACUAAAAAUUUGACCCGCCCCACUUUUUAUGUAUGCCAUUGUGUUAAGUUGAGUUGAUAGGCUGCUUUUUGAUAUUACCCGCUAUGUAAAUACUAUAUGUAAGGCUUUUGUAGGCUCUAGGUCCGUCUAGGUUGUACAUAGGAAUAGAGAGCUCAUGUCACGUUUUAAAGUUUCCGAUGCAGCAGUUUAGACCUUACAUUAGUAAGUGCCACAUGCAUAUACAUAUAGACGGCUAUAGCUUGUGCAUAUGGUAGUAAGUUGGGCGUACUCGUCGCUUGUUUGUUUGUUUGUUUCUUUGUUCAAGUGCCUUUCGCCUGCUUGUAAGUGAAAAAAAUCGUGUAUGUACAUAAAUAACUAUAGAUAACAGCAAUUAAUCAGAAAGCUAAAAGGUUUAUUUGUGUUGUAAGUGAGCAAAAAAAAAGCCAGAUGGCCGAUUUAAAAACGAACUGUUCGAUGGUAUAUGCAAUGCAUAACCACUAAUCGAAAAAGCGAAACUAUUCGAAAGACUUGAAGCAUAACGAAAUAUAUCUAUCCUAACUUAGUUGGUACUGUCAGGAAGUUGAAAAGAACAGCUAGUGUUUUCUUUUAACUUUAAUCUUGGUCGCCGUUGCUAUUUAUUGGUUUUGAAAUUACAAAAUUAUGCCUACAUAUAUGAGAAUUGAAAUUCGAGUAUACAUCAAAAAUACACUUAACAAUAAGAGAAUAAUAAAAUUUAUACAUACAUAUAAACAAUGAAUAAAAGCAAUUGUUAAUCAAGACACUAA
Molecule: messenger RNA, 2948 nt
Organism: Drosophila elegans
Lineage: Eukaryota; Metazoa; Arthropoda; Insecta; Diptera; Drosophilidae
Product: autophagy-related protein 13 homolog
Exons: 1
Coding region: 288-1859 (523 amino acids)
Biological process (GO): mitophagy; protein localization to phagophore assembly site; piecemeal microautophagy of the nucleus
Cellular component (GO): extrinsic component of membrane; Atg1/ULK1 kinase complex; cytosol
Source: RefSeq, a predicted model, not a curated record